UGAUGAUGGUGAAGAAGAACUGAUGAAGCCUGCAGUGAAACUCCUGCUGAAUCUCAGUGUUGCUGCAGUUGAAAAUGUCACAGUUACAGGAACAAGAUUCUCUACUCUGCUGUCGUCUGUGUGCAGUUACAAAACCUUCCCUUUUCAUCAAGAGUGGGAUGGAGAUGAUUAUGCUGAUUAUCAGAGUGAUUUCCUGCUGGAUCUUUGCUCACAUGUGAGGAACUAUGAGACUCAAACAGGCAGGAGUUUCCUUCCAGCAUUACAGUCAGUUUUCCAGUCUCCUGAUGUCUGGAUCAUAGAUCUCUCACAGAGAAAGACCUCCGUCCUCCUGGAAGUGCUGAAACUCCAGACAGAGAAGAAACCAGUAGAGCUGAGAGGAUGUUCAGAGGAAGAGAGUGAAAUGAAGAGUUUCCUUCAGUGUCUGUCCUACAUCUCACAGCUGAGGUUUGACUGUAGGAAUAUCAGUCUUGAAGUGCAGUUUCUUCUGAGACUCUUGACUAAAGCAGCAGAGACUGAGACACAGACAGGAGAGCAGAUGCUGAAACUGUUAUCAUCAGUCUGCACCUACACAUCUUUUCCUUAUCAAGAGACUAACAGAAUUAAACAGAGUGAUUUCCUGCUGGAUCUUUACUCACAUGUGAAGAACUAUGAGACUCAAACAGGCAGGAGUUUCCUUCCAGCAUUACAGUCAGUUUUCCAGUCUCCUGAUGUCUGGAUCAUAGAUCUCUCACAGAGAAAGACCUCCGUCCUCCUGGAAGUGCUGAAACUCCAGACAGAGAAGAAACCAGUAAAGCUGAGCGGAUGUUCAGAGGAAGAGAGUGAAAUGAAGAGUUUCCUUCAGUGUCUGUCCUACAUCUCACAGCUGAGGUUUCACUAUUGGAAUAUCAGUCUUGAAGUGCAGUUUCUUCUGAGACUCUUGACUAAAGCAGCAGAGACUGAGACACAGACAGGAGAGCAGAUGCUGAAACUGUUAUCAUCAGUCUGCACAUACACAUCUUUUCCUUAUCAAGAGACUGACAGAAUUAAACAGAGUGAUUUCCUGCUGCAUCUUUACUCACAUGUGAAGAACUAUGAGACUCAAACAGGCAGGAGUUUCCUUCCAGCAUUACAGUCAGUUUUCCAGUCUCCUGAUGUCUGGAUCAUAGAUCUCUCACAGAGAAAGACCUCCGUCCUCCUGGAAGUGCUGAAACUCCAGACAGAGAAGAAACCAGUAAAGCUGAGCGGAUGUUCAGAGGAAGAGAGUGAAAUGAAGAGUUUCCUUCAGUGUCUGUCCUACAUCUCACAGCUGAGGUUUGGGUUCUAUGGUGAUGAAGAAAAGAAGAUGAAGUCUGCAGUGAAACUCCUGCUGAAUCUCAGUGUUGCUGCAGUUGAAAAUGUCACAGUUACAGGAACAAGAUUCUCUACUCUGCUGUCGUCUGUGUGCAGUUACAAAACCUUCCCUUUUCAUCAAGAGUGGGAUGAAUAUGAUCCUGAUUAUCAGAGUGAUUUCCUGCUGGAUCUUUACUCACAUGUGAGGAACUAUGAGACUCAAACAGGCAGGAGUUUCCUUCCAGCAUUACAGUCAGUUUUCCAGUCUCCUGAUGUCUGGAUCAUAGAUCUCUCACAGAGAAAGACCUCCGUCCUCCUGGAAGUGCUGAAACUCCAGACAGAGAAGAAACCAGUAAAGCUGAGAGGAUGUUCAGAGGAAGAGAGUGAAAUGAAGAGUUUCCUUCAGUGUCUGUCCUACAUCUCACAGCUGAGCUGUUCUGAGCAGUGUUUGUUAGCUUUAGUUAAAGUGGUUGAGCUCAGAGAGAAUCCAGAGCUGGUGACUUCACUGUUGGAGCUUCUCGGCUCCUCCGUCAGUCUGGAAGGAAGUUUACCCAGUAAAUCCUGCAGGUCUGUGGGACGAGUCUUACGCUUCUCUUCUGACAGACUCAACCUCUCUCUAAAACCUAAAGCCAUCUCUAUAAGAGGAACCAGGCUUCUCUUCAGACACAUCACACACAUACACACACUUAGGCUGAGUGUUUAUAUGGUGCUGAGAAUAGUGCAGGUGUUGAGGUCAAUGAGGGUUCAAACUCCCGUCACUGUUAAUGAACUCACACUUGAUCUGAAUGGUGAACGGCUGUCAGAGAGGAAGUGGUCGAGAGUCCUGAGCAGUUUGGCCAUCUUUCUGAGACUCUGGACUGUCCAGUGUUUGAACCUGACUGAACACAAGAUGGCGUCUGUUUCUCUAUGUGUCCUACUGUGUCACCAGGCCCCAGUGAUUCUCAGAGCAUCUAAAGAGAGUCUCCAGAAGCUGGUUGAAUGUGUCCAUGAAGCUCAGGAAGAGGAACUGACUCAGCACUUCCUGCAGAAAGUGGGCGGAGAUCUGACUUCCUGUUCCUUGAGCUGGGAAGAGCUUCACUAUUUCCUGCAGCACAGAAUUCAACAAAUCACUGUGAACUUCAGAAAGAGCGACAUUCAGUGCAACAUCAGAGAAAUCCUGCCAUUUCUGAACAGGAUUCAGUUUAAACGGAUGAGCUCUGUCUUCAUGCUGUCUGUAAUCACAGAGAUCUAUGAGAGCGGCUCUGUUGAGUGUGUGUUCAGUCUGUUGAGUUCAGUGCAGAACUACAUCAGCCUGCAGAGCAGAGAUCUGGACUCUGGCCACUGUGCGGCGCUGCGCUUCACACUGCAACACUGCACUGCAGUUUCACUCGACCUGCUGUGGACCUCCAUCCCAGAGGAAGAGCUGGAGAGCAUUGUGCCUCUCUUCAGACAUGUGUCCCGCAUUAGUGUUGACAGGCUGCUGUUACUGAAGAUGCUUCACUGCUGCAGUGUCUCUGAUGUCCAGCAAGAGUUUUCCUCAGUUCUGCUCUCCGUCCUGCAACACAAGCUGGACUUCUCCUGCCGUUCUGCUCUGGAUCUGACAACACACACACACUCUGAGACUCUACAUCUGACCACUGAGGACUGCCGUGUGAUGACCACAGUCAUUCAGAGAGCUCACACACACACACCCACAAACACACAGCUGAUUCUACAGGACUGUGAGAUUAACACAGCUGGAAUGGACCAGCUGUUGCCAGUGUUACAUGCUGUUAAACUCUGCUGUGAUAAAUCUCUGCUGCUUCAGUUUCUGGCUCAUGUGAGUCCUGAGGAAGCGGAGUCUCUUUCUCGAGCUCUGGGUGACGAGGUGGACCUCAGUCAGACUCCUCUGGAGCCGCAGGUCUGUCGAGGUCUGGCGCUGAUUCUGGAAUAUUCUGAAGGACUGACUGAACUGGAUCUGAGUCAGUGCCGUCUCACUGAUCCCAGCCUGGAUCUGCUGCUCACACACCUCCACAAAGCACAAAACAUUGAUUUUAGUGGCAAUAGCAUCACUGACACUGGGGCUCAGAGAAUCUACAGUGUCGUCUGUCGCAACAGUGACAUAAAGACAGUAAGGCUCUUCAACAACAGAAUUGAAUCCAGAGAGCUCUUCCUCACUGACCCACGAUUCGAGAUCUGGUGAUGAUAAUAAACUCUCUCUGGAAUCAACAAGCAGGUGAAACAACCAAUGCAGAUCUAGAGAGAUGAGGCUCGUGAAAAGGGAACGGGUGUGAAGACUUUUGAAGAAUCGGGCCAUCAGAGUCCCAGAGAUGAAUCUAGCAGCAGAUUUUAUACCAUAUACUGUACAGGUUUCAUAAUCAUCUUCAUUCUUCAGUCAUAAUCAACAGUGGGUUUCUGUUUCAAUAAAGCCCCUUUCACGCAGCGCGUUGAUCCCGGGAAAUUUAAUAAUAACUGUUUUGUAAAUGAACAAAUCCAUCUGUAAACUUUCUUUCCUCUUCUCCAUCCCUUUAUAUUAUUUGUGAUGCAGGGUUAUAGUUUUGAAUUUAGUUUUUAUUUCUAUUUUCAAUUUAAUUUAGUUUUCCCUAUAAUUUAGUUUUAGUGUAGUUAAUAUAGUAUUUUUUCUCAGUGACAGUUUAUUUUAUUUUAUUUUUAUAUUA
Rhinichthys klamathensis goyatoka is the source of this 3944-nucleotide messenger RNA. RefSeq lists its product as uncharacterized. The record is from RefSeq and is a predicted model, not a curated record. Bases 23 to 3469 code for a protein of 1148 amino acids. The transcript is spliced from 12 exons. Lineage: Eukaryota; Metazoa; Chordata; Actinopteri; Cypriniformes; Leuciscidae.